GGAAAUACAGUCACUAUUUUGAGUUUAUGUCAGCUAAAGACGACAAUAUUUAGGCUUGUUCUCUGUGCUGGAGACAAAGUGCUAUCUAGCUUCAAAAACACGUCAAAUUUGAAGAAACAUUUGGAGUCGCAGCACUGCACAAUCAAACUUACACCAGGUGGAGCGAAGCAGAGAGCUGAGACUAAAGCAGGAGGUCCCCCACCACCAAAACAACAAAAGCUGGACUUCGGUGCAAAACCACUGCUGCAUGAAGCUGCGGCCAUGAAUGACACCACGGAAGUAACCCUAUUUCAUAUGCCUGUCAAAGCUGUGCUCUCUAUGCUGCCAUGUCUUUUCUUUCUCUAUGUAAACGCUGUCAUGCUGUUCGCCUUGUUGAGCAAGCCUCUCCUCCUGGAGACCCCCCGUUAUAUCCUGUUUGGUCAUUUACUUUUUGCUGAAUCUCUGCAGCUUAUAAUGACCAUGUUGAUGUACAUCUUUGCUGUGACCAUGGUCAGAAUGAAGAGCUACAUUUGUAUUAUUCUCACAAUAUUUGCAACCUUCACUUUUAGAAUAUCCCCCUUAAACCUUGCUGUGAUGUCUAUGGAGAGAUAUGUUGCCAUCUGUUUUCCACUGAGGCAUGCAGGUAUUGUAACCACCAGGACGACAGCAGUGGCUAUCGCUGUGAUGUGGACGGUUGCCUCUGUAGACUUGUUCACACAGCUGUUUUUCUUUGUAAGUGUAGAGAAUACAAACUACACUGUGCCGAGGUUUUGCCACAGACAACUCUUCCGGCAACAAAUUCAUACAACUAUAAACAAUGCGUUCAUCAUUGUGUUAUUUGUAUUUGUAAUUAUGGUUAUUAUCUACACUUUUUUUGCUAUCAUGAUCACUGUUAAGUCAGCAUCUUCUUCUUGUUCUACUGAGAGCAAAGGCAGUAAGGCUUAUAAAACAGUGCUGUUACAUCUGCUGCAGCUGUUUCUGUGUCUCAUCUCCACUGUGUUUAAUACGAUAAACUCAGACAGCCAUUGGCAGAGUAAUCUCGCCAUCGCCACACUUGUCCAGUAUGCUCUCUUUUUAUGCCUUAUCAUUUUCCCUAAGUGUUUAAGCCCACUUAUAUAUGGCCUCAGAGAUCAAAACUUCAGACAUGUCUUCAUAUUCUAUUUCACCUUUGGCUUCAAAAUCACUACUAAGACGCUUCCUACGGUAUGA
This is a messenger RNA of Eleginops maclovinus (Patagonian blennie), 1188 nucleotides long. RefSeq names its product odorant receptor 131-2-like. The record is from RefSeq and is a predicted model, not a curated record. Gene Ontology annotation, biological process: detection of chemical stimulus involved in sensory perception of smell; G protein-coupled receptor signaling pathway. Lineage: Eukaryota; Metazoa; Chordata; Actinopteri; Perciformes; Eleginopidae. Gene Ontology annotation, cellular component: membrane. Gene Ontology annotation, molecular function: odorant binding; G protein-coupled receptor activity; olfactory receptor activity. The coding region runs from base 262 to 1188 and encodes 308 amino acids. The transcript has 2 exons.